UUUCGUGACGAAAACAUUCUUUGGACUUUGGUUGGGAUCCUAACUCAGCAGGUGAAGAAGACGUCGCAUUAAACCGUUACGAUAACGAUCAUCUAAACAGAAUAUCGCCAUGACAACAGACUUAGGAGCAGAUAUUUGUAAUGGACAAACGAUAAAUGGUUUUCUGGAAACCCAUCAACACCUGCAUACAAAUGAAGAAGACCUGCCUAGUUGGCCUCUUCAUAUCCACGAUGGUUACGUGGAGCAUCCUGGCCAUGGGGAAGUGUUCCUGUUCUCAUCAGAAUCAGUCGGGGAAGGCCAUCCAGACAAGAUGUGUGAUAUGAUUAGUGACGCCAUACUGGAUGCUUAUUUGGAUCAAGACCCUGAUGCUAAAGUCGCCUGUGAAUGUGUGACAAAAACCGGCAUGGUACUACUUUGUGGAGAAAUAUCUUCUAAGGCGCAUGUGGACUAUCAGAAAGUAGUUCGGCAAACAAUCAAACACAUAGGAUAUGAUGAUUCGUCCAAAGGAUUUGAUUAUAAAACAAUGAACCUUGUCGUGGCAAUUGAACAACAAAGCGAAAACAUUGCAAGUGGAGUUCACCAUGAACGUGACGAUGAAACUUUAGGUGCUGGCGAUCAGGUGACUUGUGAAUACUACUUCUAUCAUGGUGUGGCUGUUCCAAUCCGUGUCCACACAGUUGUUGUAUCGAUUCAACACUCAGAUGAGAUCAGCUUGAAGGAACUUCGAGAGGAAAUCAUGGAGAAAGUCAUUAAGUUGGUGAUUCCUAAGCAGUACAUGGAUGAAAAGACUAUUUACCACAUAAAUCCAUGUGGAAAGUUUAUCAUCGGGGGGCCAAUGGGUGACGCAGGCUUAACUGGCAGAAAGAUUAUUGUUGAUACCUAUGGUGGAUGGGGAGCUCAUGGAGGUGGAGCAUUUUCUGGCAAAGAUCCAACAAAAGUGGACCGGUCUGCUGCUUACGCUGCUCGGUGGGUGGCCAAGUCUUUAGUAAAGGCAGGACUGUGUAAAAGAUGCCUCGUACAGCUUUCGUAUGCUAUCGGCGUAGCUGAACCAAUAUCUAUUGCUGUUUUCACGUAUGGAACAUCAAAACUUUCACACCUUGAACUCCUUCAAAUCGUACGAGACAACUUUGACCUUCGACCCGGAAAGAUAAUUAAGGAUUUGGGUUUGAAACAUCCCAUUUAUCUGCAGACAAGUGCUUACGGACACUUUGGACGAGAAGGUCAACCAUGGGAAGUCCCAAAAAAACUUUUACUUCCUCCUAAAUGUCCGAGAGUCUGGUAGCCCAAGAGACAGUUAUGAUUGGUUCCGACUCUAUCUAUAUUGCUUUAUAAUUAUCUACUAAGAGGCGAUUUAGUAUACUGUUUAUUUUUUUAUCAUUUUGCAUUUUUCAUAAUCGUCAUAGAGAUUGUUUGAUUUUGUUUAUAUAUUUUAAACUGGUGUUAUCUUGCAUUAAAAAAAAGUAAGUCUGAAGCUUUUUUUGAGCAAUUUACUACUUUCAGAACAAAUUUAUGGACUAAUGUUGGGAUAUUUUUUAGUUAUUCAAAUAAACCAAUAUUACACUAUUAACAUUUCGUAUAUGCUGCGAUCAAAAGCUUGAAAUUGAAUUAAAAAUACUAUUUUAUAAAAUAGUUACAUUCGAGCGUUAUUCAGGAAAGACAUUGAAUUAAAAAUUCAAUUUGUCCUUCCGAUACAAUAUUUCCGAAGAAAAGGACUUAAAACUACCAACAGAUAACGCUAGCCGUACUCGUUUAUAAAAAAAAAGUUAAAUUUCCCCCUUCCUAAUAACUAAACAAUUAUUAAAUUUGUUUAAUAUUGUGAUUUUCUAAACGCUUUCUGUACAUACGUGAUGAAAAAUUCAUACUUGAACUCUUACAAAUGAAAUAAACUUUAUUUUUCAUUGUU
This is a messenger RNA of Limulus polyphemus (Atlantic horseshoe crab), 1903 nucleotides long. Its product is annotated as S-adenosylmethionine synthase-like. The record is from RefSeq and is a predicted model, not a curated record. Gene Ontology annotation, molecular function: methionine adenosyltransferase activity; ATP binding. The transcript is spliced from 8 exons. NCBI's taxonomy places the organism in Eukaryota, Metazoa, Arthropoda, Merostomata, Xiphosura, Limulidae. Gene Ontology annotation, biological process: S-adenosylmethionine biosynthetic process. Bases 110 to 1282 code for a protein of 390 amino acids. Gene Ontology annotation, cellular component: cytosol.